This is a messenger RNA of Gossypium raimondii (Peruvian cotton), 935 nucleotides long. Its product is annotated as thaumatin-like protein. The record is from RefSeq and is a predicted model, not a curated record. The coding region runs from base 80 to 754 and encodes 224 amino acids. The transcript has a single exon. Gene Ontology annotation, biological process: defense response. Gene Ontology annotation, cellular component: extracellular region. NCBI's taxonomy places the organism in Eukaryota, Viridiplantae, Streptophyta, Magnoliopsida, Malvales, Malvaceae.
AUUGCAACUCCAAAGCACCAUCAAACCCAUAUUACUACGACAUAUACAAUUUAGCCAACUCUUGUGUAUUUCAUCCACGAUGAAUCCCUUCAAAACCUUGCCAACCCUUUCUUUCCUCUUCUUAACCCUUUUCAGCUUAGCCCAUGCAGCCACAUUUGAUAUAAGAAACAACUGCCCUUACACCGUUUGGGCUGCCGCAUCUCCGGGUGGUGGCAAGAGACUUGACCAAGGUCAAGCAUGGCAAAUCACUGCAGCCUCUGGAACCACACAAGCCCGAAUUUGGGCUCGAACCAAAUGCAAUUUCGAUGCCUCCGGGAAAGGCUCAUGCGAGACAGGCGACUGCGGUGGAGUCCUCGAAUGCAAGGGAUACGGUAAAGCUCCCAACACACUAGCCGAAUACGCAAUCGACCAAUUUGAGCACCAAGACUUCAUUGACAUCUCCAACAUCGAUGGCUUUAAUGUUCCUAUGGAGUUUAGCUCCAACUCCCGAGGGUGCACUAGGGUUAUCAAGUGUACGGCCGACAUUGUCGGACAAUGCCCGAACCAGUUGAAGGUUCCCGGAGGUUGUAACGGGCCUUGCCCAGUGUUCAAAACUGAAGAACAUUGCUGUAAUUCUGGGAACUGUCAACCUACCGACUUCUCGAGGUUUUUCAAGGAGAGGUGCCCCGAUGCUUAUAGUUACCCAAAGGAUGACCCAACAAGCUUGUUUACAUGCCCCACAGGGACUAAUUACAAGGUUAUUUUCUGCCCAUGAAAAGUAUUUGGGAUGGUUUUAAGUCCUUUCUAUACACAAAUUAGUAGGUUUAUAUCAAUAAAUGGAAUAAACUCGAAUGCUAUUUGAGCACAUUUCUUGAUGUGCAUAUGUUCUGAUUUGUAAUAAUAGUGUUUGUCAUGAAUGAAAAUUUGGAGUCUCUAUGGGUUUCGUUUUGUGUUCA